UCCCGUGUCGUUCCCAUGUCACUCCCGUGUCAUUCCCGUGUCCCAGGUGAGAACAAGGAGGAGGACAGCAGCGUCAUCCACUACGACAACGAGGCCAUCGCCCGCCUGCUCGACCGCAACCAGGACGCGACGGACGACGCCGACGUGCAGAACAUGAACGAGUACCUGAGCUCCUUCAAGGUGGCCCAGUACGUCGUCAGGGAGGAGGACAAGAUCGAGGAGAUCGAGCGGGAGAUCAUCAAGCAGGAGGAGAACGUGGACCCCGACUACUGGGAGAAGCUGCUGCGCCACCACUACGAGCAGCAGCAGGAGGACCUGGCCCGGAACCUGGGCAAGGGCAAGCGCGUCAGAAAACAGGUCAACUACAACGACGCCGCCCAGGAGGACCAAGACAACCAGUCCGAGUACUCGGUGGGCUCCGAGGAGGAGGACGAGGACUUCGACGAGAGGCCGGAGG
Messenger RNA from Neopelma chrysocephalum (saffron-crested tyrant-manakin), 457 nucleotides. RefSeq names its product chromodomain-helicase-DNA-binding protein 3-like. The record is from RefSeq and is a predicted model, not a curated record. The annotation marks the transcript as partial. Gene Ontology annotation, molecular function: chromatin binding; DNA binding; ATP-dependent chromatin remodeler activity. Gene Ontology annotation, biological process: negative regulation of transcription by RNA polymerase II; chromatin remodeling. Lineage: Eukaryota; Metazoa; Chordata; Aves; Passeriformes; Pipridae. Gene Ontology annotation, cellular component: nucleus; NuRD complex; chromatin. The transcript is spliced from 3 exons.